AUGGAAAUUCAAUACCUUUCAGAUCAGCAACAAAAAAUCCAGCUAAAAACUUUUACCAACUGGAUCAACCAUACUCUUAAAAAGAAUGGUUCCAGUAGAAGAGUGACAGAUAUACUAGAAGAGGUUAAAGAUGGAGUUAUAUUAUUAGAGAUAAUACAAAUACUGACCAAAGAAAAAGUGGUAUGGACAAAAGGGAGACCAAGUUCAACGAAAAGACCGUUACAGAUUAACAAUGUUUCUACAGCUUUAGAUUUCCUUAGUACAAAGGGGAUAAGAUUAGUGAAUAUAAAUUGUUCUGAUAUAGUAGAUGGUAAACCAGCUAUAGUUCUAGGUUUAAUCUGGAAAAUUAUUCUCCAUUUACAGGUAAGAAUAGUUCAUAGAAAAACAUUAAUUGGAACAACGGUAGAUCUGGAUAUUAAUCAGAUCGGCAUUGACCGCUUUCUAUGGAAUCAUGACCCCUCCACAUUGAUUACUUCUAGGAAUACAGUAUUAGACGCUAAAGAUUUUGGACGAUCGUGGAGAAAUGGUGUACUAUUUAGUAAACUGAUAAAUACUAUCCAACCAGGAUUAGUUGAUACAGAUGUCAUGGUUAAAGAAAAUAACCAACGAAAUCUUCAGAUGGCUUUUAAUAUAGCAGAGGAAAAAUUAGAUAUACCCCGCUUAUUAGACCCUGAAGAUAUAGAUGUAGAUAAGCCUGAUGAAGUUUCUAUAAUAACUUAUGUUGGUGAAUUCAUUAAGAAAUAUCCUCAAGGUGUUGACGGCACAUUAAAGGUAGAACUAUACAGAUUGAUUUUAACUUUUAUUUUAUAUUAUACUAUACUAUUGUAUUGA
Molecule: messenger RNA, 831 nt
Organism: Lottia gigantea (owl limpet)
Lineage: Eukaryota; Metazoa; Mollusca; Gastropoda; Lottiidae
Exons: 6
Coding region: 1-831 (276 amino acids)
Biological process (GO): nuclear migration
Cellular component (GO): meiotic nuclear membrane microtubule tethering complex; nuclear outer membrane; cytoplasm
Molecular function (GO): actin filament binding
Source: RefSeq, a predicted model, not a curated record